CUGGUCUGUGGCUUGCAGCUCGGCGACAGUCAUGGGGACGGAUGCUGCCCACGAGCCCGAGACCGCAGAAGUGCUGCCCCAGCACCAGUUAGACUGCAAGUCCUUGGAUGCUUACCUAAACCGUCAUUUACCUGGCUUCGGGGCACAGCCCGGAGCUACGUUGACCAUUACUCAGUACAGAUCAGGGCAGUCCAAUCCAACCUUUCAUCUCAAGAAGGGCUUUCAAGCAUAUGUACUCAGGAAAAAGCCACCAGGUUCACUUCUUCCUAAAGCACAUAAGAUUGAUAGAGAAUAUAAAGUCCAGAAAGCCUUGUUUUCCGUUGGCUUCCCUGUUCCCAAGGUUUUACUGUACUGCAAUGAUACUUCUGUCAUUGGAACAGAAUUUUAUGUGAUGGAACAUGUGCAGGGCCGAAUCUUUCGUGACUUCACACUUCCCGGAGUUAGCCCAGCAGAACGCUCAGCCAUAUAUGUGGCCAUGAUAGAGACACUGGCUCGACUGCAUUCUUUGAAUUUACAGACAAUGCAAUUGGAGGGAUAUGGUCCAGGUGCUGGGUACUGCAAAAGACAGGUUUCAACCUGGACAUCGCAGUAUCAAGCUGCAGCUCAUCAGGACAUCCCUGCCAUGAAACAGCUGUCUGAGUGGCUAAUGAAAAACCUGCCAGAUAAUGACAAUGAGAGCAAUUUGAUUCAUGGAGAUUUCAAGCUAGAUAACAUCAUUUUCCACCCUAAGGAGACUCGAGUUUUGGCAGUUUUGGAUUGGGAACUUUCAACCACUGGUCAUCCUCUGUCAGAUUUAGCUUAUCUUUCUCUGUUCUACUUUUGGCCAAGGACCAUUCCAAUGCUGCAUCAAAGUUCUCAAAUUCAAGAAAGCAUAGGAAUACCAUCAAUGGAAGAACUGGUUUCAGUAUAUUGCCGCUACAGGGGAAUUAAUCCUAUUCUUCCUAACUGGAAUUUCUUUCUUGCAUUUUCAUAUUUUAAACUGGCUGGAAUAGCACAGGGAGUAUAUAGUAGAUAUCUUUUGGGAAAUAAUUCAUCUGAGGAUAGCUUUCUGUUUGCCAAUAUUGUGCAACCUCUGGCAGAAACUGGAUUACAACUCUCAAAAAGAACUUUCAGUAAUGUGUUGCCACAGGUUGAUACUACAGGACAGUUGUUCCUACAGACUAAGAAAGGCCAGGAAGUUCUUAUGGAGGUGAAGCAUUUCAUGAAAAAACACAUUCUUCCGGCUGAAAAGGAGGUAUUUGAAUACUAUGUUCAAAAUGAAAAUUCCAUAGAGAAGUGGAAACAACCUUUAGUGAUUGAUAAACUCAAGGAAAUGGCCAAAGCACAGGGCCUCUGGAACUUGUUUUUGCCAGCUGUGAGUGGUCUGAGCCAGGUGGACUAUGCCUUGAUAGCUGAAGAAACAGGAAAAUGCUUUUUUGCUCCAGAUGUCUUUAACUGCCAAGCACCAGACACAGGGAACAUGGAGGUACUGCACCUUUAUGGAAGUGACGAACAGAAGCAGCAGUGGCUGGAGCCUCUUCUUCGAGGGGACAUUACUUCUGCCUUCUGUAUGACAGAGCCUGAUGUAGCUUCAAGUGAUGCCACAAAUAUUGAUUGUAGCAUCGAGCGAGAUGGAGAUAGCUAUAUAAUUAAUGGCAAGAAAUGGUGGAGCAGUGGAGCUGGGAAUCCCAGGUGUAAAAUUUUAAUUCUUUUGGGAAGAAGUAAAGCUACUUCACAGUCCAGGCACAAACAGCACAGCAUGAUUCUUGUUCCUACCAACACACCUGGAAUAAAAAUAAUAAGGCCUUUGUCAGUUUUUGGGUACUCGGAUGUAAACCAGGUGCCUGAUCUGCUGCAGAACCACACUGGUAGCCACGCCAGCCAACCGGAAGUUGUGGCUCACUGGAUUGCUGAGAGCCGAAUUGCCAUCGAGGAGAUCCGCUUGUUGACCUUGAAAGCUGCCCACAGCAUAGAUACUCUGGGCAGCGCUGGUGCCAGAAAGGAGAUUGCAAUGAUCAAAGUGGCUGCCCCACGGGCCGUCUGCAGGAUCAUUGACCGAGCCAUCCAAGUGUGUGGAGGUGCAGGCGUCUCUCAGGAUUUCCCUCUGGCUAACAUGUAUGCAUUAACACGAACUCUGCGCCUAGCAGAUGGACCCGAUGAAGUGCACCUCUCAGCAAUUGCCAAGAUGGAGCUACAGGACCAAGCCAAAGCGCAGAGAGCCAAGAUGUGAGGAAGGCAACACCACUCCAUCCCCAGGGUAGACGCAUUCCUUAAUCAGCUCCAACGUUUGAGUCUCACAUUUUUGUAACAGAUUGAGAACAGGGUUAGUUUUCACUUGUGGUAAAGAUUUUAGCCUCUAUUUUGAUCAGUGGGUUUUAUAAUUUCAAGGGUCACACAGAUAUAAGUUGGAAAAUCUGUAGCUGUUCUUAGGUCUAGUAACUAAGUGGUUUAGUAUUUGCUUUUAAGUGCAACUUAUAAUGAGAUCAUAAAAUAAUGGAGAAUUAUUUCUAAAACAUUUCCUGUGUGGCAUA
Molecule: messenger RNA, 2510 nt
Organism: Marmota flaviventris (yellow-bellied marmot)
Lineage: Eukaryota; Metazoa; Chordata; Mammalia; Rodentia; Sciuridae
Source: RefSeq, a predicted model, not a curated record